Molecule: messenger RNA, 957 nt
Organism: Trypanosoma theileri
Lineage: Eukaryota; Euglenozoa; Kinetoplastea; Trypanosomatida; Trypanosomatidae
Exons: 1
Coding region: 1-957 (318 amino acids)
Source: RefSeq, a predicted model, not a curated record
AUGUCCAUGUUGUCGUGCCGUGUGUUGUGUCUGUUGGCCAUUGUGCUCUGCUGUGUGGGUGUGGCUCAUGCUGGUGCUUCAGGUCAAGCGGGACGUGUUGAGGAAGCACAAGAGAAGGAGAAGGAGGUUUUAAAGCAGAAGGAGAAGUGCGAGAACGCCGCCAAGGCUGCUCUAAAGGCCGCGGAUGAAGCUCAAGAAUUUGUUGAUACCACUCUAAAGAAACUUGAAACAAUUGCUGCUGACCCAGAAGAGGUGAAGAGAACGAAAAAUAAAGGUGAUGAACACAUUAAAAAUGUAGCGAAGGCUGCAAAGAAAGCAAAUGAAGUGGCCGAACAAACGACAAAGAGUAUGGCUGCACCUAGAGACCUAGUCAACAUUCUUCGUGGAGAAUAUGAUGAUAAUCUGGCGACAUCUGUUGAAAAACUAAUUAAAGAUGCAGAAAAAGCGGCAGAUGAUGCUAUCAUCCAUGCCGACAAAGCGAGCAUGUGUAUUGGUAAGGUGGUGAGUGUCCUGCAGAAACUCGAUGCCGCAGUUGUUGCUGCUGCCAAAGAGAAGAAAGAAAAACAAGUGGAGCCUCAACCAAAGCCACAGGAACAGACAAAUAAAACAUCUCCUGGUGGGCAACAAGGCCAUACAGAAGGAAAUCAGACGGAGGAAACACAAGAAAUACAGGUGGAGUCUCAGCCACAGGAACAGACAAAUAAAACAUCUCUUGGUGAGCAGCAAGGUCAUACAGAAGGAAAUCAGACGGAGCAAACACAAAAAGAGAAACAAAGACAGCACUACCGUUCUACUGUUACUAUUAAUAUCCACGGAGAUAAUCUCGAUGCCUUACUCAGUGGUGCAGCGAAUAACAGUGGUAUGGCAUUAAAUGACGGCAGCAGCAGCCCUGCAUUACUGCGUGUUCCACUCCUGCUGCUGCUCCUCUCUGUGCUGGGCUGCAUGGCCGUGUGCUGA